Molecule: messenger RNA, 315 nt
Organism: Prunus armeniaca (apricot)
Lineage: Eukaryota; Viridiplantae; Streptophyta; Magnoliopsida; Rosales; Rosaceae
Source: the annotation of a GenBank genome assembly
AUGGACAAAUGGUGUGCCACGUACGAUAAAUCCACUGGGAUGAUGUUCACUUUGCGGGCAGCAGUUAUGUGGACUAUGAAUGAUUUUCCCGCAUAUGCAAUAGUUUUUGGGUGGAGCACGAAGGGUUAUAUGGCAUGCCCUGUAUGCAAGGAAGAUGUAACUUAUGGUUGGCACGCUGGAAAAGUUUGUUACCUUGGUCAUCAGAGAUGGUUGUCAUGGGACCACGAGUGGCGAGAAAAGGAUAAAGGGUUUGACGGGAACACAGAGCAUCGCCUCAGACCUAGAGAAUGGUCUAGUGAUGAGAUCUUGGAAUAG